This is a messenger RNA of Morchella importuna, 960 nucleotides long. RefSeq lists its product as uncharacterized. NCBI's taxonomy places the organism in Eukaryota, Fungi, Ascomycota, Pezizomycetes, Pezizales, Morchellaceae. Gene Ontology annotation, cellular component: endoplasmic reticulum; SNARE complex. The transcript is spliced from 4 exons. Gene Ontology annotation, biological process: retrograde vesicle-mediated transport, Golgi to endoplasmic reticulum. The coding region runs from base 1 to 960 and encodes 319 amino acids. The record is from RefSeq and is a predicted model, not a curated record.
AUGACUGAUAUAACUCCCAUCAUCAAUGAGUGUCUAUCAAAGCAUCCGACAGUAGCUCUUAUCUCAACAUCUCGGAAGCCUACCCCCCCAACCGAUGAAUUCCUUAAGGAAGCUUUUCGAAUCGAAUCACAUAUAUCUUCACUGAGGACCUACCUCCUCUCUAUACGGCAGUCCUAUCUUUCUACCGCCACAGCAUCUGCUCGUCCAAACCUUCCACGCACCAUCUCCACAUCAUCCAUAUCCAGUAAUAGUGCCAAUACACUUACGGAUGCCCAGCGCGAUUCAAUCGAUGCGGAAACAAAACGUGUGGUUCAGGAGCUCUUAACUCUUAUCGACCGUCUGGAAUCGACCGAAACACUCCGCGCCCAAACCGCGGAUGCGCUGUUGCGGCGCCGUUUCACAACUGGUCUUCGAGGACUGUUUCGUGAUGAGAGUGUUGAGCAAAAGCGUGAAGAAGGGAAACUAGAGACACUCAAGCAACAUAGAGAAGGGGUACUAUGGUUUCUGAAGACGAAGCUGGCGAAAGCGAGUGAGAUUCAGCGGGGGCAGCAGGAGAUUAGGUUACAGCGGCAGGUUGAGAAGGGCAAGAGUAUGCUUAAUAAGGCACCUCCACAACAGCUCGCAUCAAAUUUCGGGUCAAGUUCGAAUUUAGGUGGAGGAAGAAAUGUUGCGAUAAUGGAAGAAGAGGAGAAAAAAAGCAUUGAGGCGCAACUCACACCAGAGCAACUGCAGCUCUUCGAGAAAGAGAAUGACGAAUUAAUCAAACACUACGAGGAUGCAUUGGACCAAGUUAGAACUGCCGAAAAAUCUCUCAUUGAGAUUUCUUCACUCCAAACACAACUAGCUACGAACUUGGCGACCCAGAACGCCUAUAUCGAUAAUCUAGUUCAAGAUGCGAUGCAAACAACCGAGAACGUUGAGCGCGGUAAUAAAGAGCUCAAAAAGGCUGUUAUUAGAUGA